AUGGGGGAGUGGGCGUUCCUAGGCUCCCUGCUGGACGCGGUGCAGCUGCAGUCGCCGCUCGUGGGUCGCCUCUGGCUGGUGAUCAUGCUGAUCUUCCGCAUCCUGGUGCUGGCCACGGUGGGAGGCGCCGUGUUCGAGGACGAGCAGGAGGAGUUCGUGUGUAACACGCUGCAGCCCGGCUGUCGCCAGACCUGCUACGACCGCGCCUUCCCGGUGUCCCACUACCGCUUCUGGCUCUUCCACAUCCUGCUGCUGUCGGCGCCGCCGGUGCUGUUCGUCAUCUAUUCGAUGCACCAGGCCAGCAAGGAGGCGGGUGGCGCGCAGGCGGCUCCGCCGUGCGCGCGCGGCCGUGCCGAGGUGCCGUGCUCCCCGUGCGCCCUGCGCGCUCGCCGCGCGCGCCGCUGCUACCUGCUGAGCGUGGCUCUGCGCCUGCUCGCCGAGCUGGCCUUCCUGGGUGGCCAGGCGCUGCUCUACGGCUUCCGUGUGGCCCCGCACUACGCGUGCGCCGGGCCACCUUGCCCGCACACGGUCGACUGUUUCGUGAGCCGGCCCACCGAGAAGACGGUCUUCGUGGUCUUCUACUUCGCCGUCGGGCUGCUGUCGGCGCUGCUCAGCGUGGCGGAGCUGGGCCACCUGCUCUGGAAGGGUCGCCAGCGCGCCAAGCUGCUCCCGCCGCCGCCGCCGUCGCCCUCUCUGCCUUCGCAGCGCGGGGACCCCGAUCCCUUCGGUCCGCCAGCCUACGCGCACCGCUCGCCGGCCGGCGACAGCGAGGGCGAGGGCGGCAGCGGUCACAGCAAAGCGUCGCUGGCCACCCUGCGCCAGGACCUGGCCAUCUAGCGGCGAGAUCGGAGGCUGGAUGUCAGCACCCGGGUCCUUGGAGGCUUCUGAAAGACUGUAGGACCCUGCCUGAGCAGAAGAUGAGCAGAGGGGGACCCCCACCCCCGGCAGAAAAUACGCAGAGGGGACCGCCGGGGUUCGGGUGGGGGUGGUGUCGCACUUCCUAGUGCUGGUUACUGCAGCCGCGUUGAAUCAGGGAGGCUCCUCCGUGUUGUGAUCCCAGCAGAAAGGGAGAAUCCCAAAUGCUCCUCUGAGAGGAGGCAGACGGGCAGUGGAUGACCUGAUUGUUGCACGGGAGACAAAAAUCAACAGUUAUGGCAGCAUUCCCAGAUCCACUGCUAAUCAGAGAGUUCUCUGUGAGCUCUCUGUACACACAAGCACACUGGAUACACUCAGAUGGGUUGGAUGCACGAGCACAGAAAACCUCUGUGAGCUGUGUGUAUUUGCAUGUGUACGCUUGUGAGGGUCCGCACACGUGUGUGUGUGUGUGUGUGUGUGUGUGUGUCCCCACAAGUACACACCUCCCAAAUGACGGGAGAUACAGACCUGGGUUGUAAGGGUACAUGUAUGUCCUUGUGGGCACUUUGUGGGUGCAUGUAUGCAUGCAUCCUGUGUAAGCUCUGUGUACACACCUGUACACACACAUUUUGUGUGUGCAUCUGCCAUCACUGUCAGUCACUACCAGAACUCAGUUGUAGGGGCAGCCAAGAUGGCUUCCUCCCUAUUGACCUAACCCAGCCAGCUGUGAGGGCAUCAGUGUCCUUAGCAGGGACAGAAGGCAAGGAGAGUCCUGUUCAGUCAUCAUCCUGUAGUCUGUGCUCUGAGCCCAGGGGCCAGGCCGGGUAGCCACGCCCCGCCGCGGAGGCGGACUGGGAGUCGGGCUGGACCUGAACCAGACAGCGCUGUUCUUUUGGCUCAAUUCAUCUCUAGUCCCACCCAUCACCGCUCCUGUAAUCUGUAAACAUGGUUGAGUCCUUUCCGUCCUCAAGAAAAACUGCCCUUCGAAGAGACAUGUUUCUGGGUCCCCAUUCCCGUGCAACUAGCCCUACUCCUAGCCCAGACUUUCAAAGAGAUGCCACAUGGCAGGUCACCCCUCUGUCUGUCUUCUCACCUGUCUUCCUCCUUUGUUGCCUGUGUGGCCAUUCCAAAUACCCUCACCGGGACCAAGUGAUAAAUCCUGACAGACUAGGACUGGCUGCCUUCCCCGGCACCUCUGGCUCUCUCCGAUCUGUUGCCCAGGCCCUGCCUUUAGGCACCAUACUCCAAACUGCUCAUUCUUGCCCACACCAGCCUUCCCUCUGUCCUUUAUGUGCCAAAUCGCCGCCCACCUGAGAGCCUUACUUGACCCUUGAGGGAUUCCCUGUUCUUGGAGUAGAAGCAGCCAUUUCCCCUGGCUUCCUGCACACUGGACUCCCCUUGGCUGGGCCUCCACCCCCUCCCCCCACCUUGCCAUCUGUCAAACCAGCCUGAAGUUUCUGUUCCCAGCAAGCAUGCCCACCUGGGAUGCCAGUUUUAGACAUGCUGUCGGGUACAGUCUUACUUCCUGAAGCCCUGCCCCCUACCACUGCCUGCCUUUGUCUUUUGGUCUCAUUUGAAGAAAACGUGCCUCCAGGUAUGGCCUCAAGCUAGAGUCAGGCAUCCCAUGUUCCAGCCAUGUUCCAUCUGGGCAUGACAUACAGUGCUUUGGGGCCACUCCAUCAGGACGCUGCAGCUCACGCACAUGCUCCCAGUGGAAAUGUCUGGCUCUCUAAUGUUGGGUAGUUCUUUGUCUACAGCCUGGAGCCUUCCACGCAAGCAUACAUGUGAUGUCCAGCUGCCUUCCAAAGAUAGUCACUCAACAAAUAUUGGUUCAAGAUCACUAUCCAAUACGAUUGUACAUGAGGCACAAAGUAAAUUGUUUGUUUGGUUUGAUUUUGAUUUUUGAGAUAGGAUCUCUCUACAUAGAGAGAUAGCCCUAUCCUGGCUGGCUAGGAACUCACUAUGUAGACCAGGUUGGCCUCAAAUUCAGUGAGAUCGAACUACCUCUGUCUCCAACUGCCGGGAUUAAGGGCAUGCAUGCACCCCCCUACGUCCAAUUUACAAUGUAAUUUCCAAUUUUCAUUCAAC
Arvicanthis niloticus (Nile rat) is the source of this 2943-nucleotide messenger RNA. RefSeq names its product gap junction protein delta 3 (gene Gjd3). Gene Ontology annotation, biological process: cell-cell signaling. Gene Ontology annotation, cellular component: connexin complex. The record is from RefSeq and is a predicted model, not a curated record. Lineage: Eukaryota; Metazoa; Chordata; Mammalia; Rodentia; Muridae. Gene Ontology annotation, molecular function: gap junction channel activity involved in AV node cell-bundle of His cell electrical coupling.